UUCAUUAUUUAACAUCUCUGUUUUUGAUGGCAAUUGCACAUGUUUUUGUUUACAUUUAUUGUUGGUGAAAAAAUUUAGUUAAUAGAAUUAUUAAAAUAUUUAAAAAAUGACUUCCACUGAUGAAAAUGUAGACGCCUUACCCAAUAUCUUAAUAACAGGAACACCUGGUGUAGGUAAAUCUUAUAUUUGCCAAAGAAUUUCCGAACAAUUAAAACUCAAUUGGAUAGACUGUUCAAAGGUGGCUAAAGAAAAAGAUUUCAUUGAAGAAUACGAUGAGGAGUAUGAAUGUCCCAUUUUAGAUGAAGACAAGCUAAUGGAUUAUAUGGAACCACUUAUGCAACAAGGUGGUAAUGUAGUCGAAUAUCAUGGUUGUGAUUUCUUUCCCGAAAGAUGGUUUCAGGCGGUAUUUGUUGUAACUUGUCCCAAUAACACCGUACUCUACGAUCGUCUUAAAGAACGUGAUUACAAUGAAAAGAAAUUGAAAUCAAAUUUGGAAUGUGAAAUAUUUGGAACGAUAUUGGAAGAGGCUAAAGAUUCUUAUAAACCUGAUAUAGUAUUUGAACUAAAAGGCGAAACAAAACAGGAUGCCGAAAAUAGUUUAAAAGCGAUUAAAAGUUGGUUUAAAGCAUGGAAACGUAAAUAAAAAGUAAUGUUUUGCAAUAAAAUCAAGAAGAAACGAAUAAUAGACUAAAGAAGGCAUAUUGAAAGGAUAGAGAUAUUAAAGAUUUAAAAACGGAAUUUAAUUGAAUUUUAUACUGGACACAAAAUACAUAAUAGA
Molecule: messenger RNA, 778 nt
Organism: Lucilia cuprina (Australian sheep blowfly)
Lineage: Eukaryota; Metazoa; Arthropoda; Insecta; Diptera; Calliphoridae
Gene: Ak6
Product: adenylate kinase isoenzyme 6 homolog
Exons: 3
Coding region: 107-643 (178 amino acids)
Cellular component (GO): nucleus; cytoplasm
Molecular function (GO): AMP kinase activity; ATP hydrolysis activity; ATP binding
Source: RefSeq, a predicted model, not a curated record